Messenger RNA from Tinamus guttatus (white-throated tinamou), 1542 nucleotides. The record is from RefSeq and is a predicted model, not a curated record. NCBI's taxonomy places the organism in Eukaryota, Metazoa, Chordata, Aves, Tinamiformes, Tinamidae.
AUGAGCCCUUUCACGCUGCGCCUGAAGCUUGGAGCUGAAUGUGGAAUAAAUGCAGAAGUAGAAAAACAGCUCGAAAUGGGAAAGAAGCUAUUGGCUGCUGGACAGCUGGCAGAUGCUUUGUCUCACUUCCACGCAGCUAUAGAGGGAGACUCAGAUAACUACAUUGCUUAUUACAGAAGAGCCACAGUGUACUUAGCCAUGGGCAAAUCGAAAGCAGCAAUUCGUGAUUUAAGUAAAGUGGUUGAGUUAAAGCAGGACUUCACAUCGGCAAGACUACAGAGAGGGCACCUACUGCUUAAGCAAGGAAAAUUUGACGAAGCAGAGGAUGACUUUAAAAAUGUGCUCAAAUCCAAUCCCAGCAGUACGGAGGAGAAGGAGGCCCAGGCUCAGCUGAGCAGAUCCGACGAGCUGCAGCGCCUGCACGCGCAGGCCGUGUCUGCCUUCCAAAAGGAGGACUACGGAGGUGCCAUUUCUCUCCUGGAUGAAAUCCUGGCAGUUUGUGUUUGGGAUGCAGAGCUGCGUGAACUUCGAGCCGAGUGCUAUAUAAAAGAAGGAGAGCCAAGUAAAGCCAUUAGUGACUUGAAAGCUGCUGCCAAAUUAAAGAGUGAUAACACGGAAGCCUUCUAUAAAAUCAGCCGAAUAUAUUAUCAGCUUGGGGACCAUGAGUUAUCGCUCAGUGAAGUCCGGGAGUGUCUGAAACUUGACCAAGACCAUAAGCAGUGUUUCUCUCUCUAUAAACAAGUGAAGAAACUCAAUAAGCAGAUUGAAACAGCAGAAGGAUUCAUCAGAGAAGGCAGAUAUGAAGACGCUAUCGAUAAAUACAAUUCUGUAAUGAAAACUGAGCCAGAAGUCCCCGUUUAUGCUACUCGUGCCAAAGAAAGGAUCUGCCACUGUUUAUCAAAGAAUCAGCAGGCUACAGAAGCCAUACAAGUGUGUACAGAAGUUCUGCAGCUGGAACCAGCCAACGUGAAUGCUUUGAAAGACAGAGCAGAAGCUUAUUUGUUAGAAGACUUAUAUGACGAAGCUAUUAAGGACUAUGAAACAGCGCAAGCCAAUAGUGAAAAUGACCAGCAGAUUCGUGAGGGCCUCGAACGAGCCCAGAGGAUGUUGAAGCAAUCACAGAAAAGAGAUUACUACAAAAUUCUAGGAGUGAAAAGAAAUGCUCGAAAGCAAGAAAUCAUAAAAGCUUACAGAAAACUGGCAUCCCAGUGGCACCCUGACAACUUCCAGAGUGAGGAAGAAAAGAAGAAAGCAGAGAAAAAGUUCAUUGAUAUAGCAGCUGCCAAGGAAGUCCUCACUGACCCAGAAAUGAGGCGGAAGUUUGAUGCGGGAGAGGACCCCCUGGAUGCAGAGAGCCAGCAGGGUGGGGGCAACCCUUUCCACAGGAACUGGAACACGUGGCAAGGAUUCAACCCCUUUGGGUCGGGAGGAGGACCAUUUACAUUCAAAUUCCACUUCAGUUAGAGCCAAGACUGUUUUUGGUGGCUGCUGCUGUUUUCUACUUAACAUGUUUAAAAAUAAAAGUCUCUCAGUUCAAGACCC